Notothenia coriiceps (black rockcod) is the source of this 1162-nucleotide messenger RNA. RefSeq names its product transcription factor Spi-B-like. Gene Ontology annotation, molecular function: sequence-specific DNA binding; DNA-binding transcription factor activity, RNA polymerase II-specific. Gene Ontology annotation, cellular component: nucleus. Gene Ontology annotation, biological process: cell differentiation; regulation of transcription by RNA polymerase II. The record is from RefSeq and is a predicted model, not a curated record. Lineage: Eukaryota; Metazoa; Chordata; Actinopteri; Perciformes; Nototheniidae. Bases 106 to 918 code for a protein of 270 amino acids. The transcript has 6 exons.
GAUACCAAUGUCUCCACCCUCUCUCUCUCCUGCCUGAGGAUAGUACAUUGACUCUACCAGACACAGGAGCUGUCAUCUCUGACUGAAUAAGGUUAUUCUUUAGGUAUGUUGGCAGAUCUGGAGACGAUGGCUUAUGUGACUGAGAUCAGGCUUAGCGCAGGUCGGGGCGCUUGGAGCGCAGCGCCCCCCUCCUCCUGCCCUGAGGUGGACCUGGAGGUCAUCGAGGAGUACCUGCAGGAGCACUCUAUGGAGGUCCAUCCUGCGCACACUACUGCUUCACCUCCGGCCACUGUGUCUCCACACACACACGUACACCCCCACCAGGGCACCAGGAUCACAGUGAACAGCUGGUCAGGCAAGCAUCCGUAUGAGUGGCACUCUCACACUCCUCACGAGGAAUAUGACGAGCAAGCUCUGCAUCCAGCCUGGCCUAGUCCCCAUGACAACCAAUGGGACCACAUUCCGUAUUCCUACGGGGCCCCUGGAUACUUUGACUCAGACUCGCUGUCCAGUGGCUCCCAGUACCAGGAGUACCAAGAUUCCCCGUCACCAUUGUCUGACAGGGGAGGAGGAAUUGAAAGAGACCUCCUGCCUCUUGCCCCACUUUCAGGAAAGAGGAAGGAGCGGUUGUUCCAGUUUCUAUUUGAGAUGCUCCAGACUCCAUCGAUGCGGAGCUGCAUCUGGUGGGUUCAAUCCUCCUCUGGCACGUUCCAGUUCUCCUCUGAAAACAAGGAGCGCCUGGCACAGCUGUGGGGCAAGAGGAAGGGCAAUCGCAAGACCAUGACCUACCAGAAGAUGGCGCGGGCCCUGAGGAACUACUCUCGCACAGGCGAGAUAAAAAAGGUGAAGAGAAAGCUCACCUACCGUUUCGAUGAGAAAACACUGAGAGGCCUUCAAGGAGACUCUCAUUCAGUGUAGGAGGCAUGAUGAGUAGGCAUAUCAAUGGAAUAAGUGCAAAGGAUGUUCUGAUGGUCUUCCGGUUAUCAUCCUUUCUCAUAACCUUUCUGUUUGUAAAUUAUAAGUCAAAAUAAAUUAAUACUAAGUAUUUGAAAAGCCAGAAGAUGUAUUUAUGACUGGCAUUAAAACAUAUGUAAAUCUUAAAGGUUAUCACAUAAUAUCUACUUCAUAAGUAGAAUUACAAUUAUUCUUUUUUUUUUUUAAA